Octodon degus (degu) is the source of this 6005-nucleotide messenger RNA. It is a transcript of the gene Arhgef18, whose product is annotated as Rho/Rac guanine nucleotide exchange factor 18. Gene Ontology annotation, molecular function: guanyl-nucleotide exchange factor activity. The transcript is spliced from 29 exons. NCBI's taxonomy places the organism in Eukaryota, Metazoa, Chordata, Mammalia, Rodentia, Octodontidae. The coding region runs from base 204 to 4472 and encodes 1422 amino acids. Gene Ontology annotation, biological process: small GTPase-mediated signal transduction. The record is from RefSeq and is a predicted model, not a curated record.
GUUCUUUGUGCCCAUCUCCCACGCUCCCCUCAGACCUCUGCACCUGCCCACUCACAGCCAACUUGGAGGAGGCGGUUGAGGAAGAGGAAGUGGGGGUAGAGCUGGGUCACGCUGUGGUUACACCAGGCUGUGGCAGCCGGUGCUGCCUCGGGCCUCCAGGGAACCCGGGCCGAGGAUCAUGGGGUCCUCUGGAGCCUGCAGCCAUGCUGGGCACCAACUCCACUGCAGACCAGGCGCCACAUGGUUCUGAACCCAAGACAUGCAUCCAGCCCUUUGACCCUGGUGCUGCGGCCUUGACCACCGGGAAGAGCCGUGGAGCCUGGACACCUGGGGACCCAGAUCUCAUCUCCGCCAUGCAGGAUGAGCAGGAGGACGGUUUGGCAGAGCAGCUCAGCGACAGCACAGAAGACCUCAGCCUGGAUUUGGGGGCCCUGGAAGGCAGCGAGUAUCUCCAGGACCUGGGCCUAGGGCCCCCUCCCCAGGGCCCGCAUGGAGGAGCUGCGGGCAACAGCACCCCAAAAGCGGAGAGAGACUCGUCCUUCUCCAGCUCGGAGAGGGCCGAGGCCCAGGUGCGGCGACGCAGCUGGGAGAGGUCUCGGAGCUGCUCAGAGAGCUGGCAGAGGCUCAGCAGUGACAGUCCGCCUACGGAUGAGAGCCCUUGUUUGUCUCGGACGCUGGCCAGUCUCACACUCAACCUAUCAGGAGAAGGCCUGAAGACCUGGACCCAAGGGUGCCUGUCUGGGGGCGGGACCGCAGCAGAGCACUCAAGCAAGGAUGGCAGGAUCCCCGAGAAGAGAGUGAGGUCCAGGUCGGCACCCCAGCAGGCCCAGCAGGCCCAGCAGGCCUACAAAGAGAUCAGCUCCACUGAGCUCACCCCGAGCUCAGAAGCAGCGCCUGCACAAGGUCUCGAACCCCCAGAGCUGGAGAACCUAGAGAAGGACCACGUGGAGCCGGACCAUGUGCUGAUCGUGCAGCAAGUGCUUCAGGAGCUUCGCCAGUACCACGGGGCCCGGCAGAGGGCGCGCCUGGCCGCCAGCCCCGGAGCAGCCACCGCCAGCCUCACCUGGUUUGAGUUCCUGUCCGAGAGCGAGGAUGGGGCCCUCAAGAAUGAGAAGACUGACAAGAGCACCAGGGUGAAGCGGAGUCUGAGCUCCCUCCGCAGCCGGGUCACCAGGCAGAAGGAGAAGGGGAAGAGCCCGGCACAGCUGAAGGACAAGGCCCUGGACAGCAGGGACAGGGGGGAGUGUGUCCACGGGCACCAGCUGCCGCGGGGGACCUUCGCAGGCCACUCCAGCUGCCCGUUGUGCAGCAAGCCCUGCCUGCACCCUGCCUCCAUGAAGGAGCCCCCGCCACGGGGCACCCUCCUGUCCGAUGGCAGCCCGGCCCCGUCCAGGAAUGUGGUCGGCAUGACGGGCUCACAGAAAGGGGGUCCCCAGCCAACACCCAGCGCUGUGGGCACUGGAACCGGAACAGGAACUGGGGUGCGACUCGGACCAGUCCCAGGAGAGAUGGAUGAAGCUGAUUCAGCAUUUCUAAAAUUUAAGCAGACAGCUGAGGACUCCCUUUCCCUCACACCCAACACAGAGCCUGUCUUCGUGGAAGACCCCUACACAGCCUCGCUGAAGAGCGAAAUCGAAUCAGAUGCCCAUGAGUUCGAGGCUGAGUCCUGGAGCCUGGCUGUGGACCCGGCCUAUGCCAAGAAGCAGAAGAGGGAGGUGGUGAAGAGGCAGGAUGUGCUCUACGAGCUGAUGCAGACCGAGGCGCACCACGUGCGGACACUGAAGAUCAUGCUGAAGGUCUACUGCAGGGCGCUGCUGGAGGAGCUGCAGUUCAGCAGCAAGGCCGUCAGCCGCCUCUUCCCCUGCGUGGACGACCUGCUGAUUUUGCACAGCCACUUCCUGGCCCGCCUCAAGGAGCGCCGCCAGGAGGCGCUGGAGGAGGGCAGCGAGCGCAACUAUGUUAUCCAGAAGAUUGGGGACCUUCUGGUCCAGCAGUUUUCAGGUGAAAACGGGGAGAGGAUGAAAGAGAAAUACGGUGUGUUUUGUAGCGGCCACAACGAAGCGGUCAGUCAUUAUAAGUUACUGCUGCAGCAGAACAAGAAAUUUCAAAACUUGAUCAAGAAAAUCGGCAACUUUUCCAUCGUGAGGCGCCUGGGCGUACAGGAGUGCAUCCUUCUCGUCACGCAGCGCAUCACCAAGUAUCCAGUGCUGGUGGAGCGCAUCAUCCAGAACACGGAAGCUGGCACUGAGGACUACGAAGACCUGACCCGGGCCCUGGACUUCAUCCGCGACGUCAUCUCGCAAGUGGACGCCAAGGUCAGCGAGUGGGAGAAGGGCCAGCGCCUCCGGGAGCUUGCAGGCAAAAUGGACCUGAAGUCCUCCAGCAAACUCAAGAACGGGCUCAUCUUCCGCAAGGAGGACAUGCUGCGGCGUCAGCUCCACCUGGAGGGCACGCUGUGCUGGAAGAGCACAUCGGGGCGCUUGAAAGAUGUCCUCGCUGUGCUGCUCACGGACGUGCUGCUGCUGCUGCAGGAAAAGGAUCAGAAGUACGUCUUUGCUUCCGUGGACUCCAAGCCGCCUGUCAUCUCCCUGCAAAAGCUCAUCGUACGGGAAGUGGCCAAUGAGGAGAAGGCCAUGUUUCUGAUCAGCGCCUCCCUGCAAGGGCCCGAGAUGUAUGAGAUCUACACCAGCUCCAAGGAGGAACGGAACUCCUGGAUGGCCCACAUCCGGCGCGCCGUGGAGAGCUGUCCGGACGAGGAGGAGGGACCCUUCAGCGAGGCCGAGGAGGAGAGGAAGAUGGUUGCCAUGAAACUCAAGGACUUCCAGGUGCGUCUGAGCCUGAAGGACCAGCUGAUAGCACAAAGCCUCCUGGAGAAGCAGCAGAUCUACCUGGAGAUGGCUGAGAUGAGCGGGCUGGAUGACCUGGGCCCAGCGCGUGGCCUGUCCCGCGGGGGCGACCCUGCAGAGACCCUGCAGGGUGAACAGCUCCUCCGGUCUGCCAUGAGCGAGGUCGAGGGCAUCCACAGCCUGAUCUGUAGGCGACUGGGCAGCAUCACUGGCCAGGUGGAAGAAGGAGGCAACAGCUUCAUGGGCCUGCCCCGGAGGGCAGAGACCUUUGGGGGCUACGACAGCACCGGCAGCCCCGGCAAGAAUGGCAGCGCUAAGAAGGUCUGCAGCAACGACCCCAGGCCCCGUGAUUGGCAGGGCCCUGCUGGCAGCAGCCUGGACUCGAAGCUCAGGGACAGCGACAUGCUGGGAGGCAUCGAGGAGCCCCCUCAGGUGAUGGAAAUGCCUGGUACAGAGACGGGCCUGCGACUGCCCAGCAUCCUGGAGUCGGAGCUUAUCCGGAGGAUCCAGACCCUCGCCCAGCUGCUGCUCAGCCUCCAGGCGGUCAUCGCACAGCAAGACAGCUUGGUGGAGAUGCAGCGAGCCGCCAUCCAGGAGCGCGAGAAGCAGUUCCGGCUGCAGUCGACGCGCGGGAACCUGCUGCUGGAGCAGGAGCGGCAGCGCAACUUUGAGAAGCAGCGCGAGGAGCGGGCAGGUGUGGAGAAGCUGCAGAGCCAGCUGCGGCAGGAGCAGCAGCGCUGGGAGCGCGAGUGCGCGCGGCAGCGGCAGGAGCUGGAGCUCGCGGGCGCGCGGCUGCAGGAGCGCGAGGGCGAGGCGCAGCAGCUGCGCGAGCGGCUGGAGCAGGAGCGCACGGAGCUGGAGCUGCAGCGCCAGGCCUACCAGCACGACCUGGAGCGGCUGCGCGAGGCCCAGCGCGCCGUGGAGCGCGAGCGCGAGCGCUUGGAGCUGCUGCGCAGGCUCAAGAAACAGAACACGGCGCCCGGGGCGCUGCCCCCCGAGGUGCUAGCCGAGGCUCAGCCUCCAAGUCACCCUCCCAGCUUUAACGGGGAAGGGCUGGAGGGGCCCUCGGUGCAGGCCAAGGCCCCAGGUUCGCGGAUGACCUUGCUGCUGUCUAGCACUGGACUGGAGUUUGCAGAGCGCCCUGAGGUGGCCCGGCGGGACAGUGCCCCUGCCGAGAGCCGGCCCGCCAAGAGCGAGGUGCCCAUCCAGCUGCUCAGCGCCACCAACCAGAUCCAGAGGCAGGCAGCUGUGCAGCAGCAGAUCCCCACCAAACUGGCCGCCUCCACCAAGGGUGGCAAGGACAAGGGCAGCAAGAGCCGGGGCUCCCAGCGCUGGGAGAGCUCAGGCUCCUUCGACCUGAAGCAGCAGCUGCUGUUAAACAAGUUCAUGGGCAGGGAGGAGGGCACCUCGAAGAACCGCCGCUCGGUGAGCCCCAUCCUGCCUGGCAGCCACAGCUCCACGCCCACCUCGGACCCCUGCUGCCCAGCCACCAGCCCGGCUCCAGUGGACAUCUCCCCUGAGGCCCUCAUCUUCCCGCCCUUGCCCCCGUGCCCCUCACCGCUGCCAGCCACGCCGGUGCCCACCAAGGAGGAAGCGGCCAACAAGGAGGACGUCAUCUUCUUCUGAGGGCUGCGGCCCUGGUGCAGGUCCCUCCUACCUUGCCCACCUGGCUGCCCCCUCCCCCUGCCUGCGCGCACCCUACAGCCAGCGGGCUGGGUCAGCCUGUUGGUGCUUCGGGUCUCUCGGCUCUUUCUGUAGGAUUAGUGGAGGCACCUGGGUGAUUUUUCUCAGUGGCUUUAUACAUAUGGAAGUUUUUCAUGGCAGGUUGAACCCAAGUUAAAUCCAGGAGCUAUUUUAAGCCAUGGGGUAGGUGAGAGAGCAACUCCCAACUGGUUUUCCCAAACAGCAAAAGCUGGGGGAGGUCCCCAUGGGGCUGGGAGAGGGCCAGAGAUCUGUUGCAGGCACUGCGGGAGUCCUUAGGGCGCUGAAGGGGCCCAGUGCCUUGGGCUACGGUGGGCCAGAGGCAGGCAAGACCUUUGCACAACAGAGAACCCUGCUGGCCACAGAGGAGACGGACAGCUGGGAGAGCUGGGUAGCCUUGGGAGUAGAGUGUGACCCUGGGCAUCCAAGCAGGCGCUGCGGGCUUGGAAGGACUGAGCAGGCGUCGCCCCUGGUUCCUUGGUGGAGGCUGCUGUCCUGCCUAUCCGGAGUGGGAGCCCCAAGCCUUGGGCCUCAGCCAGGGCCACAGGUUGCAGGCUGGAUCCUCCUUCCUCCAGGCUGCUAGGAAGAAGCCUCCAAGGCCUUGUCCCACCUACCACAUCCAAGGACACAAGGCGCAAGCACCCUGAGAUGUUGCCAGCUGCAGGAUAAAUGGCCAUCUUGGUGGCACCCCAUUUUCAGGAGUGCAGCUGGGGGUUCAUGUUUCAAGCCUCAUGCCCACCCUGGCUGCACCAAUUUGAGGUGGUGGCAGCUGGACCAGACCUCAGGCUGGCUGUCCUUCCUCCUGGAGGGGUGCCCUUUGGGUCACAGCCAGCACCAGGGCCCUCUCCCACGCCCAGCAGGGCCUCUGUCUGACAGACAUGCAAGUGGGGAUGUUCCCUGUGUGAGGCCCAGGAGGGGAGCAGGCGAGCACGGGCCCUGGCAGCGCAGGUCACAGCCCUGUGAGCAGGUGGCAUGCUGUCCCCACACCAUCACCAUCCCUGGGCUCCUGGUUCCUCCGAGAGCCUGGACGUGUCGUGCGGACCUUUCUGUCAGCGCUGUCCUGUGUCCUGAGCGCCCCCCAGCACCCGCCAGGUCCUGUCUGUGCCAUGUUCUAAUCAGUGUUGUAUAUUUUGUAUUGAGAUGUUCGGAGCACUUUAGAAAAGCUGACUUUGAGUUCUGCGCUGUCGUGAGCAGAAAUUUGUAGAACCCCCCCCACACAACCUAAGUACUCUGGUCCCACAGGGUAUUUGGGGGUGGUGGGGGCUCCCCAGUCACUCCUGGCAGAGCCCAACUUUACAGAGUGUUUGAGUGGGAUUUGUCCGUGUCACUGGUGUCUGCUGUGGCCGUGACCCUGGCCCACCUAUUAUGCUUUAGUGACUCUGUUUCCUCACUGUGGGAUAUUUUGGGAACACCUAGAACUUCGGGUCAGGCUCCUAGCAAUAAAAGUGUCCAAGAUGA